AAUGUUCAUAUAUUGAAACUGGAUGUAACUGAUUACAAUUCUUUUGACGCCUUCUAUGCUGAAGUUGAAAAAAUUGUUGGUGAAUCAGGUUUGGACAUAUUGAUAAACAAUGCUGGAAUAUUGAUUCGUACAUCUGUUGAUGAAGUAACACCCGAAGAGUUCAUGAAAAAUUUCGAAGUCAAUGCUGUCGGACCUUACAUGUUAGCCAGAAAAUUAACUCCUCUCAUCAAAGUUUCUCAACGAAAGUUAAUUGUUGCAAUCUCAUCUACCGCUGGAAGUAUUGAAGGUGCAGAUGCAAGCUAUGGAGGCUUUCCUGCUUACAGGGCCAGCAAGGCUGCUCUUAAUAUAAUCACUCGAACCUACGGUGAUCAUGUCAAGAAGGAUGGUAUCAUAAGUGUAAUGUUUUUCCCUGGUGUGGUCAAAACUGACCUAGGUGGACCCGAUGCACCGCUUGAGACAGCUGACAGCGUUGUUAGUAUGAUAAAAACCAUCUCGACUCUUAAUGCUGAAAAUAAUGGUUGCUUCAUUGAUUAUGAAGGAAAGACUGUCCCUUGGUAGACAUUUUUGACUAUGGCUUAGCCGAUAUUUACGCUAUAACCAUGCUCAGCGUUUUUCAAAUACUCAUUUCGUUUGCAGUUUUGUUAUAUUCAAAGAGUUAUUUCGCAAAAAUCAAUGCAAAGUUGUUAAGCAAAGUUUACUAGAAAGUUUUAUUGUUUUUAAUAUUAAAAAUUUAUUCAUUAUUCAA
Messenger RNA from Tetranychus urticae (two-spotted spider mite), 745 nucleotides. RefSeq lists its product as uncharacterized. NCBI's taxonomy places the organism in Eukaryota, Metazoa, Arthropoda, Arachnida, Trombidiformes, Tetranychidae. The record is from RefSeq and is a predicted model, not a curated record. Gene Ontology annotation, molecular function: oxidoreductase activity. Gene Ontology annotation, cellular component: cytoplasm.